This is a messenger RNA of Melampsora larici-populina 98AG31, 4338 nucleotides long. RefSeq lists its product as uncharacterized. The coding region runs from base 1 to 4338 and encodes 1445 amino acids. Gene Ontology annotation, cellular component: chromatin; Sin3-type complex. The transcript has 10 exons. Lineage: Eukaryota; Fungi; Basidiomycota; Pucciniomycetes; Pucciniales; Melampsoraceae. The record is from RefSeq and is a predicted model, not a curated record. Gene Ontology annotation, biological process: negative regulation of transcription by RNA polymerase II. Gene Ontology annotation, molecular function: transcription corepressor activity.
AUGGCCAUGUCACCCUCGACAUUCACUUCGAACAAGCCAUCGAGCCCGGCUCCAAGCGCACCCCAAACCUUGACCAGUGCAGUUUUACCAACUGCUGGCGCGGUUCAACCAAUCUCUGUGCCCCCGAAUCAGAAUAACCCGGCGGCUCCUUCAAUCAUUUCUUCUCACAAUUACAGGCCUUUGAAUGUUAGAGAUGCGUUGAGCUAUCUCGAUCAAGUCAAGUUGCAAUUUCAAGAGCUUCCUGGCGUUUACAAUCAGUUUCUAGAUAUCAUGAAGGACUUUAAGACUCAAACGAUUGAUACACCAGGAGUUAUCGACGGAGUUUCAUCACUUUUUAGAGGCCAUCCGGCGCUUAUUCAAGGCUUCAACACCUUCUUGCCCCCAGGGUACCGUAUCGAUGUUUCUCAAGGGGAAGCGUCCACCCAUGCGGGGUCGAAUUCGGCCUAUAACUUGAUCACAGUUACUCACCCGAUGGGUGUUCAAACUCAGAAGCGCGUGCCUCUUCAAAGCGGAGGAGAGGAGAUUGGCUCCCACAUCAUUCCCGACACCACUGCAGCGCAUCCUUCCACAGGUGUUUCGUCUGUCAACUCCAUGUCAUCCGCUGACAAGUUGACCCGAGAUAACGUCAAUAGCCUCGCCCUCAACCCAUUGCCUCGGACAAUGAUACCCAACGGCGUCGAGGCCUCGGCAUCUACAUCUGCUGCCUCUUUAGUCUCUGGCCCGAAGACUAAGCCUGUGACUUUGGACGUGAUUGCCACGCAUGGCUUGGGAACUGUCCGAACUAACAGCCCCGCCUUAUCCAACACGGCUAGCACGGAUGCGUCUAAAUCCACAGUCAAACCCCUCGAGUUCAAUCAUGCUAUCACUUAUGUCAACAAGAUCAAAAAUCGAUAUUCGAGCGAUCCAAAAACCUACCAGACCUUUUUGGAUAUUCUACAAACAUACCAGAGAGAUGCUAAACCUAUCCAAGAAGUCUAUGAACAAGUGAAUCAUCUGUUCCGCGAAGAACCGGACCUCAUGGUGGAGUUCAUGCAGUUUUUACCUGAUACCUCCGGCAAUACUAAUCCACAGCCACUUAGCAACUCCGAAGGAUUGUUGGGUGUUUGUAAUUCUGCUGGCGCAACAUCUCAUGAUGAUGCAAAGAACUCUUCCCUACAAUCAAAUCCGAAGCAGAGUAAUUCUGGUACCGUAUCUCAGCAGCCAAUACCUAAGAGAAAGCGAAACGGUGCCAACGUGGCUACCAAUACCAAGGCGGCAAUCUCAGGUGGCGCUCGUACAGCCGUUCUUGAAGCCAACAAGGCCCGCAACGCCAGCUCCGACAGUAAUAAAGUCGAUACUGCUGUCUCUAUUGAUCAGAACACACCGAGGGGUACGAAAAGGAAACCGAAGGGUGUCGUCAACCCAGGUGGUGAUGCAGCUACUCCCGCUACCUCGACAGCCGGUCUGCCUCCCCCUGGCUUUGCCCCGCCCGGUUACCGAUCUAUAGGCGAGGCCUAUAACGCUACUUUAACAUCAAACCGUGCUCUUGUGCGGGAAACGCGACAACCUCGUGAAGCCCCGCAAAAUCUAGUCAAUGGGAAAGCUCGCAAUCCAGUCAACAAGGAAUCGCUGACGCCUGAUCGAAUACCCAAGAGGGUGAUUGCUAAGGAGGAGUUACUAUUCUUUUAUCAUGUAAAAACCUAUUUUGGCGAUCAAACCACCUACAUCGAAUUUUUGAAAAUCAUCAACCUCUUCACCCAAGACCUGAUCGAUCUCAACACAUUGGUUUGCAAGAUUGGACCUUUUCUGGUCAACUGUCCGGAACUCUUCAACAGGUUCACCGACAUCGUCGGUUGGCGAGAGGAUCAAUCCAUGCUACCUAUGAAACGUAAAGGAGAGGCCAACGGUUUACCUGAACCAAAAAAGGCUCGCUGUCAUCCCACUUUGAACACUCGCCCGGUUCUCUCCGGCUCCGAGGAUCCUCCAGAAUGCGGACCUAGCUAUAGGCAAGUCCCCGAAUCGGAUGUAUCACUAGCUUGCUCGGGAAGAGACGCGCUCUGUUCGGCUGUACUGAAUGACAGGUGGGUAUGUGCCCCACCCGGCCAUUCCAUCGACGAGCAAUUAUUCACGCCACGGCAGACAAAUUCUUUCGAGCGGGCUUUGUACCAAGCUGAAGACGAGCGCCACGAAUAUGACUAUCAUAUCGAAGCCAACGUUCGUACCAUUGCCUUACUUGAGCCAAUUAAUCUCAGGAUCCAGCAGAUGGAGCCAGAACACCGCGCCGAAUACCGGCUGAAGCCCGGAUUAGGGGGACAGAGUAAGAGCAUCUAUCAACGGAUAAUCAAAAAGAUAUACGGUAAAGAGCAUGGACCUGAGGUCAUUCAAGCUCUUCAUGAAAAUCCUGCUUUAGCAGUUCCAAUAGUUUUAGCGAGAUUGAAGCAAAAGGACGAGGAAUGGAAGAAGGCUCUCAGAGAUUGGAAUCGCGUGUGGCGUGAGGUGGAUGGCAAGAACUAUUGGAAAGCUCUAGACCAUCAAGGUAUAAGCUUCAAGGCUGUUGAUAAGAAGAUGCUCGGGAAUAAAAAUUUAGUCAAUGAGAUUGAACUCAUCAAACGUGAACAACAGCAAAAACGGCAGCUAGCCUUGGACCCUUCGAUCAUCCAACUCUUACCGAAGUAUCAGCUAGAGCUCGACCUGAGUGAUACUGAUGUAUUCUACGACGUUCUAAAAAUCCUCAUCCACUUCCUUGAUCAUGUGCCCAACUCGGCUGGUCUGGAUGAUUCACAUAAAGAUCAUAUCGAAAGUUUCCUGAAAUCGACGGCGAAGGUCACGAGACGAUCGGUUCUGAUGGAGAUGUCAGUGAUCGAGCUGGAAGUCCGACGCAAAACUCGGCUGGAGAUGAAGACAAACCCGAAUCUUCGAAUGGUCGACCCAAUAGAUCUACCAAUGCGUCAGGCAGAAAGAGGGGAAGUACCAAAGAUGGACAUACGGGCAUUGGCUCGGCGGUCGGAAGCUAGUCGACAUAAAGGCACGACCCCUAGCCAUUCGAGAACUGCAACCGAAGAGCCUUCUUCGACUUUGCCACCAGUUUCUCUGCCGGGCGCCAACCCCGGUGCAGAUGCUCCUGACUACGAUGUGCCGGAUGCCCCGGAUCAAAUUCAAACAUCUUCGGUACGAGAUGAAGGACCAGAACCUACUCAAGGAAAUAUCAUGGAUGUUCUAUCCAGUUUUACGUCUAGUACUCAUUCCUCUCUUCGUCCACCGCCUAUCAAUGAAGGUGAGGGCGAGAAGCCAUGCAAUCCGAUCUCUGAUGAGCCGCAGGCUUCUACACAACGUCCGAUGAAUCAUCGACCAAUAAACCCGCCUCCAAAGCAACGUCGCUAUAACUUUUUCACAAAUAAUGCGUUUUACUGCUUCUUUAGAUUAUUACACAUCAUGUACACCAGGUUUUACACACUCAAGAAGGUAUCCGAAAACAUCCAUAUGUGCCCAACACCAACAAGCUACCCCAGUUCUUCAUCUUCAUCUUCCACCUCCGUCAAAUCAAAGUUCGAAACAUAUCUCAACUUAUUGACUUGUAUUCAAAAUUUGAAUUGCGGACAAUUGGAUCAAAGUUCUUUCGAGGAUGAAUGUCGAAAUUUGUUUGGAGUCAAAGGUUAUUCAGUCAUUACUAUUGAUAAGUUGUGUCAAGCGCUGGUGAAAGUACUUGCGAAGUUGUCCAAUGAUGGAACUUCGCAAGAAAUUCUCAGACUAUAUGAGACAAACAAACAGUUGGACAGAACUUCAAGAGCUGGUGGCUUGACUGAAGCACAAAGAUUGGCCUAUCGGAGGUCUGUUGAAGCCUUAACAGGAGGUACUGAUACCAAACUAUUUCGAAUGGAAUGGCUCUCGCAUCUUCAGGCAAUGCGAAUUCAGUUGGUAGGUGGUGAUGACAUCAGUCCAGAAGAUUAUGAAGCGGUCGAAAAAGCUUGGUCAAGUUACAUUGAAAGUUAUGCGGAUAUGUCAGUGGAUCGUACAAUUGGUUUAGGGAAUUAUGAAAUCAAACCUGCUUUUCUUAAACGCAAUGUCCAUUCAGUAAGAAAAUCAAUUGGAAAAAUCGAUCCAAAAAUGUUUUUAACUCAACCUGGUUUAGGUGUAAGAGUUUGUAUGAGAAGUUAUAAAUUAUUCUUUAGUCCAAAUACAUCAGAUCUUUUAUUUAGAAAAUCAAUUAAGUCACAUCAAGGAAAACGAAUUGAAGGUGAACAAAUUGAUGGAGAAAAAGAAGAUGGAGAAGUUGAUGAAGUUAAAUCUUUAAAUAUAGAUGAAGAAAGAAUUAAAAGAUGGGAGAAAUGGUUAACGUUAAAAACUUCUAAGUCAACAUAA